UCAGGGCAGGGUGUAUGUAAGGCUUUGUUCAACUCACUGGACUUUAGUCUUAUAGUGACUUUAUUGAAGAUAUCCUGCAUUAAUGCAAAAACACUUACUUUUUAGGAGUUUUUAUUUAGGAGUUAGAAAUGGAGUCAAUAUAUCUUCAAAAGCACCUUGGGGCAUGUUUAACUCAAGGUCUUGCAGAAGUGGCAAGAGUUCGCCCGGUGGAUCCAAUAGAAUAUUUAGCAUUGUGGAUUUACAAGUUUAAGGAAAAUAUGACCAUGGAACAACUGAGACAAAAGGAAAUGGCAGAGCUGGAGCAUGAAAGAGAAUUAGCUCUGAUGGAGCAGGAAAUGAUGGAGAGGCUCAAAGCAGAGGAGCUCUUACUUCAGCAGCAACAGCUGGCAUUGCAGCUGGAGUUGGAAAUGCAAGAAAAAGAGAGGCAGAGAAUACAAGAACUACAGAGAGCUCAAGAACAAUUAGACAAGGAGAUGAGAAUGAAUAUGGAAAAUCUAGUUAAGAGUGAAGAUACUCUACAUUCAGAGGAAGCAACACUAGACUCAGGCAAAACACUAGCUGAAAUCAGUGAUCGUUAUGGAGCACCUAACUUGAGCAGAGUGGAAGAACUUGAUGAACCAAUGUUUUCUGAUGUCAGUAUCAGCGUGUUUUUUAAAAAGCUCUUUUUUGUUUUUGUUUUUGAUUUUUUCACUUAGGUAAAGCCUAGGGAAAAUGAGGCUAGGCCAGGAUUGGUUGGCAAACGGGCCUUUUGCUUCAGAGAAAAUCAGUUCCCUGGUUGCCGAUUAUAUUCCUAAUUGGCAUUCUGCCCUUUUGUGAAGUGUGUCACUGGCUUAUCUAUAUCUCUGUAUCUGUGACCUCAAAAUCUCUUCAAAAUAUGUUUUAAAAUCAUUUUGUGAAAUACACGAUCUUUAAAUUUGGUGUAGGGGGCACGACUUUGGUCCUCAGUAACAAACCCUGGAACCAAAUGAAUGCCUUAAUGAGAGUGCAUGCUUCUCCAGUAUGUAAGUACAUUUGUUUAUUUAACAAACAUACCACAUCUUCCAUAUGCCAGGCACUAUGCCCGAUGGUGUGGUGAAUAAGGCAGAUGGCUUUGAUCUUGUGGAGUUUAUUGUCAGGGGAGAAACAGACAAUUAGAUGAGCAUUUAAUAGUCAUGGUUAGCAGGACCACGUAAUUUAUUGUCCAAACCAGUAUGCUUUUGAGAAUGAGAGCCGGCUCAGCAGAUGUAAGCCAGGACUGUCCUGGAAGAAGGGUACAUUUUGGUCACUUUAAUUCGUGUACACUAACAAGGAGGGACAGCCAGCACAGUUGAGGAACCUCAGUCAGGGAAGGAAGCUAAUGAUUUGCUACUCACUGGUGGCAUGGGAGGCCGAGGGUAGUGCUCCAGGCAGAGAGCACGGAAGGUGUGAAGACCCAGAUAGGAGAGAGUGUAGAGGGAGUGAGGCAGGGAGGGGUGAGAGCUGAGGCCAGGAGAAAAUAGGGGCCAGACCAUGAAAGCACUUGUCAUUUCUGUUCAGAGGCUUAGAUUUUAUCCCAAAGGCAGUAGAGGCUCAUAUGAUGAGAACUGCAUUUUGCAAAGACCAUCUGGCAACAGUGUGGGGAAGAAAAUGGAGAAGUAGGUGUCAGGAGACGGCUUAGGAGGUAGUAAUCUAGGGGACAAGAUGUUGAUGGCCUGAAGUAAAUGUUAUUUUCAAGAGCUGUUCAGAAAGUGGAGCUGCACAGACUCAGUGUUAAUUGUUUAAAGUUUUAUUAAAUGUCAGCUAUGAUUUGGCACUAUGCAAGGAGCUAGAAAAUGCCAAUGAACAAAAUGAAUUGGGCUUCUGCCCUUGGGGGACAUGGGUCAAUGGGGAAGGUUCUUUGAGGGACAGAGUAGGGAGAGACUUGAGCGGGGCUGGACAAGUCUUCCUGAGGAGGUGAAAUUCAAGGAAUUAGCCUGAGAUGAGCCCAGAGGAUAGAGACAGCAAGAUGCUUUCAAGGGACUGAAGUCGUCCAGUAUUAAUGGCUAAGGUGCGUGGAGCUAGGAAAAUGGUAUGAUUUUAAGCUGGAGAGGUGGAUAAAGGCAGAGCACACUGGGUCGUGUAUGUUGCCUUAGGGAUUUUGGACUUAGGUGCGGUAGGAGUUACUGAAAGGACUUAAAGAGUCAAUCUGUGUUUUAUAAGGUGGAGAGAGGAUUGGUGUGGAACAGGAGUGGAAAAAGGGAGACCACUUAGGAAGUUAUUGCACUGAUCCAGAUGUAAGAUGAUUAGGGUUAGACAGCAGAGAUGGAGGGAACUGAGUGGAUUUAAGACUGGCUCACAGGAUCAGUGCGGGGCAGGGUCCGGAUGAAGCCUAAAUGUCUUCCUUGGGCUACUGAGUUAAGAGUGUUACCAUUUGAUGAGUUGAUGAACAUAAGAAGAGGAAGCAGGUUUUUAAAAACUGAUGACUUCAGUUGCAGAGAUGUUGACUCUCAGGUGGCUCCGAGAUACGCAGGUGAAAAUAGCCAAGAACAGUUGAUGUUAGGAAGGGGGCCCAGGCCGGAGAUAUAAAUUCAGCAGUCAUGGGCAUAUGUGCUGAAUGAAGCAAGGGGAGUGAGUAAGGCACCUAGGAGAGUGUGCAGUGUGUGAAGGCCUGGGGGCUCAGGGAGGAACCAUUAGCAAUUCCAACACUGAAGGGAUGGCCACAGGAAAAGGAGCCUACGAGAAGGAUGAGAACACAUAGUAAGAGAAGUAGAAGAAAGGAUGAAACAAUAACUACUUUGAGAACAUAAUUUAUGGUUAUAUUCAAUUUGCAUAUCAUUUGAAAUCAUCUGAAACUCCCCAAAAUUUCAUUCAUGUAGUCACAUAGAAGUUACCUAAGCUUUAUUUCUUUGGCUUGUGCCUUUUCACAGUUCUAACUGUAUUAAGGCAUAUUUACUUUUUGUUUUGCUUUUAGGUCGCAUUAAACAUUGAUCAAGAUUUGUAGGACCAACCCAAGAGCAAUAAAUGUUUUUGUUUGUUUCAAAUUUCAAA
This is a messenger RNA of Chlorocebus sabaeus (green monkey), 2985 nucleotides long. NCBI's taxonomy places the organism in Eukaryota, Metazoa, Chordata, Mammalia, Primates, Cercopithecidae. The record is from RefSeq and is a predicted model, not a curated record.